AUGGCAACCAGAAAUUUCCUCGCCACGAGCAACGCCGUCAAAUUGAAUGGUGUGAGCUUCUUCUCCUCUUUUACCGGAAAACCUAAACGCUACCUGACUCGUUGUUGGCCACAGACUACUAGUAGUCGUAAAGUCCAAACUUCGUGUUGUUAUCGUGAGACGUCUUUCAAAGCUGGGAUGUCGUUAGUGAGGCCUGAGGAAGAAACAGAUCCUAACAGUGACGGAAUUGGAAUCGUCCGUUUCUUAAAAGGAAAAAGCUAUCUCGUUACUGGUGCAACAGGGUUUCUUGCCAAAGUGUUGAUUGAGAAAAUGUUGAGAGAAAGUCCUGAGAUUGGGAAGAUCUUCCUUCUGAUGAGAUCUAAGGAUCAAGAAUCAGCAAACAAGAGACUCUACGAUGAGAUCAUAAGCUCGGAUCUGUUCAAACUUCUGAAGCAAAUGCAUGGGAGCUCUUAUGAAGCUUUCAUGAAGAGCAAGUUGAUUCCAGUAAUUGGAGACAUUGGAGAAGACAAUCUAGGGAUCGAACCUGACAUAGCAGACAUGAUUAGUGGGGAGAUUGAUGUCAUUAUCAGUUGUGGUGGUCGUACAACAUUUGACGACAGAUACGACUCUGCCCUAAGUGUCAAUGCUCUUGGACCUAAUAGGCUCUUAAGCUUCGGAAAAGAAUGCAAGAAAUUAAAACUUUUCCUCCAUUUUUCAACUGCUUACGUGACUGGCAAGAAUGAGGGGUUAGUACUAGAGACUCCUCUGUGUAUUGGAGAAAACAUAACUUCUGACUUGAACAUCGACUUGAACAUCGAAUCCGAACUGAAAUUAGCUUCAGAAGCUGUAAGAAAGUUCCAUGGCAGUGAAGAAUCCAAUAAACUGAAAGAAUUCGGUUUUGAAAGAGCUCAACACUAUGGGUGGGAUAAUAGUUACACAUUCACAAAAGCCAUGGGUGAGACUAUAAUUAACAGCAAUCGAGGAGAUUUGCCUGUGGUGAUCAUAAGGCCUAGUACUAUCGAAAGCUCUUACAAGGAGCCUUUCCCUGGAUGGAUCCAAGGAAUAAGAAUGGUUGAUCCAAUCAUCGUUGGUUACGGCAAAGGCCAGAUUUCUGGAUUCUUGGCAGAUUCCAAAUCUUUAUUGGACAUCACACCUGUUGAUAUGGUUGUGAACGCGGCAAUAACAGCCAUGGCAAAGCAUGGUUCUGGUGUACCAGAGCUCAAAGUUUACACUGUCACUUCUACAUCUCAUGCAAACCCACUGCGAUCUGGCGAGUUGAUGGACCUCUCUUACCAACAUCUGCGUGACUCUCCAUUGGAAGAUAAAGAGAUAGAUUUAGCGCCUAUGAAAUACCACAGUUCCUUAGAGAGUUUCACCUCCUCUUUGUCCAACAAAAUGAAAAGAAAAGAAGGAGAGUCACAUAUUGUAUCCACAAUGAGCGAUAAGGGAAAGAGAAGGCUAAACUAUCUUGUGUCCAUGGCAAGAACAUAUAAGCCUUACAUGUUCUUUCAAGCGCGCUUUGAUAACAUUAACAGCGAUUCUACAAUACAAGGCAAAUGGGCACUUCCAAAACCGCAAAUCUAAGAAGAUAAGCUAAUAGUUCCUGAAAACCCAAAAUCAAUUCAGAGAAGUAGAGACAUAUCGAAAUCCCCAUCAAACGAGCAAACAAUUUCCAUAAAAACUACUUGAAAUCCCUAAUCACGAUAUAAGCUAAAAUUCAGAUAAACCACCGAUCAAAAAUCAAAACUUUUUUGACCAGGCGACAAGAAUCAGCUCUAAUUUCAGGAAAUUAGAGUUUACGACACGAAUCAAACAACAAAGACCCCAUAA
Camelina sativa (false flax) is the source of this 1809-nucleotide messenger RNA. NCBI's taxonomy places the organism in Eukaryota, Viridiplantae, Streptophyta, Magnoliopsida, Brassicales, Brassicaceae. The record is from RefSeq and is a predicted model, not a curated record.